AUGGCGAUACAUUUAUACAAAACUUCUACCCCGAGCACACGCAAUCGAACCGUAGACAGUCGAGUGAAAUCCAAUCCACGAAAUAAUUUGAUCUAUGGACAGCAUCGUUGUGGGAAAGGUCGUAAUGCCAGAGGAAUCAUUACCGCAGGGCAUAGAGGGGGAGGUCAUAAGCGUCUAUACCGUAAAAUAGAUUUUCGACGGAAUGAAAAAGACAUAUAUGGUAGAAUCGUAACCAUAGAAUACGACCCUAAUCGAAAUGCAUACAUCUGUCUCAUACACUAUGGGGAUGGUGAGAAGAGAUAUAUUUUACAUCCCAGAGGGGCUAUAAUUGGAGAUACCAUUGUUUCUGGUACAGAAGUUCCUAUAAAAAUGGGAAAUGCCCUACCUUUGAGGGUUUUGAUUGAUCAAAAAGAAGAAUCUACUUCAACCGAUAUGCCCUUAGGCACGGCCAUACAUAACAUAGAAAUCACACGUGGAAGGGGUGGACAAUUAGCUAGAGCAGCGGGUGCUGUAGCGAAACUGAUUGCAAAAGAGGGGAAAUCGGCCACAUUAAAAUUACCUUCUGGGGAGGUCCGUUUGAUAUCCAAAAACUGCUCAGCAACGGUCGGACAAGUGGGGAAUGUUGGGGUGAACCAGAAAAGUUUGGGUAGAGCCGGAUCUAAGCGUUGGCUAGGUAAGCGUCCUGUAGUAAGAGGAGUCGUUAUGAAUCCUGUAGACCAUCCACACGGGGGUGGUGAAGGUAGGGCCCCAAUUGGGAGAAAAAAACCCACAACCCCUUGGGGUUAUCCUGCACUUGGGAGAAGAAGUAGAAAAAGGAAUAAAUAUAGUGAUAAUUUGAUUCUUCGUCGCCGUAGUAAAUAGGAGAGAAAAUAGAAUUUAUUUCUUCUUUUUUACAAAAAAAAAAAAAAAAUAGGAGUAAGCUGUGACACGUUCACUAAAAAAAAACCCUUUUGUAGCAAAUCGUUUAUUAAGAAAAAUUGAUAACCUUAACACAAAAGCAGAAAAAGAAAUAAUAAUAACUUGGUCUCGGGCAUCUACCAUUAUACCCACAAUGAUCGGCCAUACCAUUGCUAUCCAUAAUGGAAAGGAACAUUUACCUAUUUAUAUAACCGAUCGUAUGGUAGGCCACAAAUUGGGAGAAUUUGCACCUACUUUAAAUUUCCGAGGACACGCAAAAAGCGAUAAUAGAUCUCGUCGUUAAGAAAAGAAAGUAAAAAAAAAGAUAUAUGCUUAUAAUUCAUUAGUAGGAGGCAAUUUUUCUAUUUAUGUUAAAGAAGUUAACGAAGAUAAAAACCGAAGUAUACGCUUUAGGUCAACAUAUAUCUAUGUCUGCUCACAAAGCAAGAAGAGUGGUUGAUCAAAUUCGUGGACGGUCAUACGAAGAAACACUUAUGAUACUAGAACUCAUGCCUUAUCGCGCAUGUUAUCCCAUUUUGAAAUUGGUUUACUCUGCAGCAGCAAAUGCUAAUUACAAUAUGGAUUCCAACGAAUCCAAUUUAGUUAUUAGUAAAGCUGAAGUCAGCGAGGGUACUGCCACGAAAAAAUUAAAACCUCGAGCUCGAGGGCGUAGUUUUACGAUAAAAAGACCUACUUGCCAUAUAGCUAUUGUAGUGAAAGAUAUAUCAUUAGAUGAAUAUCAAUAUCUAGGGGUAGACUUUAUAGACUCUUUCAGAUGCUCAAAAAAACUUCAAUCAAAAAAGAAGUAUACAGCUAUGUCAUAUCAUGAUAUGUAUACUAAUGGGGGGAUAUGGGACAAAAAAUAAAUCCACUUGGUUUCAGACUUGGUACAACCCAAAGUCAUCAUUCCCUUUGGUUUACACAACCAAAAAAUUAUUCCGAAGGUCUACAAGAAGAUCAAAAAAUAAGAGAUUUUAUUAAGAAUUAUGUACAAAAAAAUCUGAAAA
This is a messenger RNA of Daucus carota subsp. sativus, 1904 nucleotides long. RefSeq names its product large ribosomal subunit protein uL2cz/uL2cy. Gene Ontology annotation, cellular component: cytosolic large ribosomal subunit; ribosome. Gene Ontology annotation, molecular function: RNA binding; structural constituent of ribosome; transferase activity. The coding region runs from base 1 to 861 and encodes 286 amino acids. The transcript is spliced from 2 exons. Gene Ontology annotation, biological process: cytoplasmic translation. The record is from RefSeq and is a predicted model, not a curated record. Lineage: Eukaryota; Viridiplantae; Streptophyta; Magnoliopsida; Apiales; Apiaceae.